GGGUCCUGUGCAGCAGGAAGCAGAGAGCUGACUUUAAAGUAAUGAAGACUCCUCCUGCUGAGCUUCUGUGGAUGUUUAUUCUUCACUUCAGUCUGAUAGAAAUAAAACACAUAGAUGUUUUACACACUGAUCAAAAUGACAUCACAUACAUUUAAUACCACGUGAUGCAUGUUCAUAGAUCCAUUACGUCCUCAUAACAUGAAGAGUUUGGGGGAAAGGACGCCCCCUGGUGGUCGUGUGAGCCUAUUCAUGUUAAACCAGGAGCAGACUGUGGAUCCCGGAGAGUGUAAUCAGAGAAGGAGACCGACACACCGAUGUGUGAGCGUGUGUGUGUGUGAGCUGCUACACAGAGCACGGUCUCCUCUCCUCGUCUCUCCUCUCGGUGCUCUCCGGGAUGCUCUGACCGCUCGGAGGAUGAUCUCGGUGGUCUCCACGGUGGAGAGUGCUCCCAGAGGAGCGGGCAGCCCCGCGCCGAGCCUCCUGCAGCGGCUCCGCAGGCUCCUCAGCAGGGAGCUGCUGGUGACGCUGGCUCUGGGUCAGGUUCUGUCCCUGCUCAUCUGUGUCAUCGGGCUGACCAGUAAAUACCUGGCUGAUGACUUCCACGCUCACACACCUGUGUUCCAGAGCUUCCUCAACUACAUCCUGCUGUUCCUGGUCUACACCACCACACUGGCUGUCAGGCAAGGUGAGGGGAACCUGCUGGCCAUCCUGAAGCAGCGCUGGUGGAAGUACAUGAUCCUGGGUCUGAUCGACAUCGAGGCCAACUACCUGGUCCUCAAAGCUUACCAGUACACCACCCUGUCCAGUGUGCAGCUGUUGGACUGCUUUGUGAUCCCUGUGGUGCUGCUGCUGUCCUGGUUCUUCCUGUUGGUCAGGUAUAAGGCAGUUCACUUCCUGGGGGCGGGGCUGUGUCUGCUGGGGGUCGGCUGCAUGGUGGGAGCUGACGUCCUGCUGGGUCGGCAGCAGGGUCUCGGAGAACAGAAGCUGUUUGGGGAUCUGUUGGUUCUGGGAGGAGCGACGCUGUACGGGAUCUCCAACGUGUGUGAGGAGUUCAUCGUGAAGAACCUGAGCCGUGUGGAGUUCCUGGGUAUGAUGGGACUGUUUGGAUCCUUCUUCAGUGGCAUCCAGCUGGCUAUCAUGGAGCACAAGGAGCUGCUGAAGGUGUCCUGGGACUGGCAGAUAGGUCUGUUGUACGUGGGCUUCAGUGCCUUCAUGUUCAGUCUGUACAGCUUCAUGCCCGUGGUGAUAAAGAGGACCAGCGCUGCCUCAGUGAAUCUGUCUCUGCUCACAGCGGACCUGUACAGCCUCUUCUGUGGACUCAUUCUCUUUCACUAUAAGUUCUCGGCCCUCUACCUGCUGUCGUUCUUCAUCAUCAUCCUGGGUCUGCUCCUUUACUCCUCCUCCUCCACCUAUGUGGCCCAGGACCCCAGAGUCUACAAGCAGUUCAGGAACACAGGAGGUCAGCCUGCCCCAGAGCUGCCCCCUCUCAGUCCUGGGGCCCCUGAGCCCUCGGUCACCUACACCAGCCUGGGCCCUGAGCUGGGGGACGAGCUUCCUGUGAGGGUGGGCUGAAGGAUGUGAGGGGGAGACACAGAGGGUGUCUAUAGAGACACAGAGCUGACUGCACCGAAGCAGCUGAAUGGAUUAUAUUGUGAAAGGGGCGGAGUCUUCACCUGCUCAUUAAAGACAGACUAAUGUACCUGGACGACCUGAACACUGAGCGAGCAGAGGGUCAUUAAAUAAAGGUGUUGUGUUCACUGUGAUACAGACUGUGUGUAGACUGUAGUGACUGAAAUUCUCCAUCCAUGAUUAAUGACUGAUCAUCAGUCAAUCCUGAACAUCAUCAUUCAUGUAAAUAAAUAUUAUUCCUGUUAUUUUA
This is a messenger RNA of Labrus mixtus (cuckoo wrasse), 1879 nucleotides long. It is a transcript of the gene slc35f1, whose product is annotated as solute carrier family 35 member F1. The coding region runs from base 169 to 1572 and encodes 467 amino acids. The transcript has 9 exons. Gene Ontology annotation, cellular component: membrane. The record is from RefSeq and is a predicted model, not a curated record. Lineage: Eukaryota; Metazoa; Chordata; Actinopteri; Labriformes; Labridae. Gene Ontology annotation, biological process: transmembrane transport. Gene Ontology annotation, molecular function: transmembrane transporter activity.